AAAAGCCCCGUUUUGGCUUGAGAAACGCUCCCACAACCCUGGCUGGGGACAAGCAGAGACGCAGCUCCAGCACAAGGAGGGACCAUACGUCGUGUCUCCCCCCAAAACCCUGCCGGCCCCCCCGUCGCAGCAGCAGCGGGGCCGGCCCGUUCCCUGCCAUUGGCGAGAGCCCGGGAGAGCUUUUGUUCGGAUCCUCCCCUUCCUCUCCCUCCCGAAGGCGGAUUUUAAGAGGCUUUUUUCCCAACUUUCCAGAAGUUUCUCCCCGGCCCCUUAUAUACCCCCUCCGCGGAUCCGGGAGGUGCACAGGGGGAGCCGAGCAAAGCUGAGCCCCAGCCCCGCAUCAUCCCGCUGCAGGUCCUCAGAGGUGUUGGGUGCCACUAAAGCCAUGUGGAUUAUUCUGGUGCUUGCUCUCUGUGGCCUCGCCGCAGCCGUGCCGUCAGAGGACAGAAAGCUGAGCGACAAGGCCACCACGCUGGCUGACCGCAGCACGACACUGGCCUUCAACCUCUACCAUGCCAUGGCGAAAGACAAGAACAUGGAGAACAUCCUGCUGUCCCCUGUGGUCGUGGCCUCUUCCCUCGGCCUGGUGUCUCUCGGCGGCAAGGCUGCGACCGCCUCCCAAGCCAAAGCGGUGCUCAGUGCGGACAAACUGAACGAUGACUACCUGCACAGCGGGUUGUCCGAGCUCCUGAACGAGGUCAGCAACAGCACAGCCCGCAACGUCACCUGGAAGAUCGGCAACCGCUUGUACGGCCCGGCCUCCAUCAACUUCGCCGACGACUUUGUGAAGAACAGCAAGAAACACUAUAACUACGAGCACUCCAAGAUCAACUUCCGAGACAAAAGGAGCGCCCUGAAAUCCAUUAACGAGUGGGCAGCACAGACCACGGAUGGGAAACUCCCAGAGGUCACGAAAGACGUUGAGAAAACUGAUGGAGCCCUCAUUGUCAACGCCAUGUUCUUCAAGCCUCACUGGGAUGAGAAGUUCCAUCAUAAGAUGGUGGACAACCGUGGCUUCAUGGUGACCCGUUCCUACACCGUGGGAGUUCCCAUGAUGCAUCGCACGGGUCUCUACAAUUACUAUGAUGAUGAAACAGAGAAGCUCCAGGUAGUAGAGAUGCCACUAGCUCACAAGCUCUCCAGCAUGAUUUUUAUCAUGCCAAACCACGUGGAGCCCUUGGAGAGGGUUGAGAAACUGCUCAACAGGGAGCAGCUGAAGACCUGGGCUGGCAAGAUGAAGAAGAGAUCAGUGGCCAUCUCGCUGCCUAAAGUCGUCCUGGAAGUCAGCCAUGACCUUCAGAAACACUUGGCUGAUCUGGGCCUGACAGAAGCCAUUGACAAAACCAAGGCCGACCUGUCAAAGAUCUCUGGUAAGAAAGAUCUUUACCUGUCCAACGUCUUCCACGCGACCGCUCUCGAAUGGGACACGGAAGGGAACCCCUACGAUGCUGACAUCUAUGGCCGAGAGGAGAUGAGGAACCCCAAGCUCUUCUAUGCUGACCACCCCUUCAUCUUCAUGAUCAAGGACAAUAAAACCAACUCCAUUCUCUUCAUCGGCAGGCUCGUGAGGCCCAAAGGAGACAAGAUGCGUGAUGAGUUGUAGUUAGUUUGGUUUUUUUGUUUUGUUUUUUUUCCCAGAGCUUUGGUUUGUGUGUUUUUUUUAGUGGGCGAUUUCAAAAAAGGGGAGACACUAUUUUGUAUCCUUCUCGAACUAUGGGUGCUAUUCAGACCAGGGUGCAUUGUGAUGAGAAACCAGCAUACACUUUACCUCACCCCCCAAUAAUUUCUUGCACAAACCCACCUCCAGAGAAGAAUGGGGGUACCUGGCACAAGAGAGUCACCAGGAGAGGAAGGGAACUGGUGUGCACCAUCUCAGUUGAGAUAUUCAGGUUGAUGCCUCACGCCUCCCUGCACUAAAAUUAAGCCUCCUGCUAAAUCCCUUGCUGCUACCACCAGCCCGGCAAAGACACGAGUCCUCCAACCUUUCCAUCUCCAACGCAUCUGCACGUUUAGCUCUGCCGCUUCAUUUUCUCCCUCUUUGAUGCUAUGCAGGAUCACACCAGAGCUGCUCUGGUCGCUUUGCAGUUGUUCCUUGCUUCUCUCUUCUGUUUUCAGUGGUAUAUAACAGAGCAUGAAGGGCUGAAUUCUGUGGUCCAGCCUGCUCUGGGGCCCUGGGAGUAAAGCAGGACUAUCACAGCAUGUAAGAAUGAAGACUGUAUGGAGUUGUGCCCUUCUGUCUUGCCUGACCCUGAUCUGAAUGACUUCUAGAUACUCCAACCAUCAGUUUUUUAGCUAGAACGCUCACUGCAAAGCCAAGUGCAGCUUUGUUCAAUGCUUCACAAAGAAAUAAGUGGCUUAAUGGUGUUAGCAGAGAAGCCAAAGAACAGAUGGGCUUCUAGAAAGAGAAGCCUGAGGUGCUUUCAACACACAUGACAGAAAUGUGUUCCACACCUCUGGGGAUCGCCAAGGGGGCUUUUGGGCCAACAUCUGGAAUUAAACAUCCCGCACCAGGCAAAGAGAGAAUCUCCACUUAUCUUGGUGCUUCUGCAUCAGCAUAUAGGGCUGGGAAAGGGACAGUUCCCAGUUACCACUGGGAAGGGUCUCCCAGUUACCCAGUAGCAGCCCAAGGGACCCUGCUGGCAUCUCACAGGAAGGUGGCUCAAGUUUACUGUGACCUUCUCAAAGCUUUAAAGCUGCCAUUACCUGACUUCCUAAUGACCCUUUUCUGAAGCUCCUCUCCUCCAUGAUCCUUUAGCUCCCUUUGUUGGCUGACUUGGAUAAGGGCAGGCUGAAAAACAAAGGUAUUUAUAGUUAUAUUCGUAUUUAUGUCUGAUCAUCAGCAAGUUUCACAGCCUAGACUUGGAGGCUCUUCCCAUCUUCAAGGGAUAUCAUCAGGUUAAGACUAUCUUAAGUAACUGGUCCCAUGAGCACUGAAGCAUGUGUCGGGUAAGUCUUGCUGCGCACCAAGACAUCACAAAGCAAGUAACGACAAGAUUAUUGAAACGAGAGAAAUUGUGCAUCACAAUUUUAAGUGCCAGUUAUUUAAAACCACCAAGGAGAGUAACUGCGCUGCUUUUGUUUUUUUUCCCCGUCAGAUUGCGAAGCCCAAUACUGCAUUUUUUCAGACCACACACAGGACUAUUUCCACUUAUUUAUUAAGUUACAACUACAAAAUCUCUUAUUAGGAGUUUCCUACAGGGAAAAAUACAGCAGCGUGUGCUCCCGAAUUUGCCCUGACGAUGCCUUCACCAGGUUUGCAAUGUUACAGAAUCGCAGAAAAGCUCAUCUGCCCUAAUUCCAAUCCAAGCCAGCCCAAACGGGAAAUUGUUGUCCUUAAAGCCUCUUGCCAGAUCAUAUUCCCAGGUGCUUUUUCCCCACCGGUGUUGGGAGGUAGGAGACAAUCCUUGAGGAUGUGCCCAAAUGUACAAGAAGCCAAAAGCGCAGUGUGUAUGCUCGAUACUACCCAGAAUCAGCGCACUGAGACCCACACGCUGUAGUAUUUUAUGGAGGAUUUUAAGGGGGGGGGUGGGUAAAAGGAGUGGGCAAGGCAGGAACACACUGAUUUUGUGAAUAAUUUGCAUCAUGUGGAUGCAGGUGUCUGGUGGCUUUUAUUGUCUGUUCUUGUACCACACAGUGACAGUUGUAUAAUUUUGCAAUAAAACUUUUUCAAUGAA
Messenger RNA from Columba livia (rock pigeon), 3674 nucleotides. RefSeq names its product serpin family H member 1 (gene SERPINH1). Gene Ontology annotation, biological process: collagen fibril organization. Gene Ontology annotation, molecular function: serine-type endopeptidase inhibitor activity; collagen binding. The record is from RefSeq and is a predicted model, not a curated record. Gene Ontology annotation, cellular component: endoplasmic reticulum. The coding region runs from base 386 to 1603 and encodes 405 amino acids. The transcript is spliced from 5 exons. NCBI's taxonomy places the organism in Eukaryota, Metazoa, Chordata, Aves, Columbiformes, Columbidae.